AUGAAAAUGUUGCAGUUUUGUAGCUCCCUCCAUGGGGGGUAUUUCAGGGAGAAAAGACUGGGGGCCAUCUUAAGGACAGGGUUGAAGUCUUUUAGCACAGAGAGCGACUCCUUUAGCAGCGGCGAAAGGCUGUACAACUUCGGCUUCAAAAAGGUUACAGAAGAGAUAAAAUCAAAGCUGGUUUACAACUUAUUUAGCCAUGUGUCCAACAAGUACGACUUGAUGAAUGAUUUGAUGAGUCUGCGUUUGCAUCGUUGCUGGAAGGAUCAGCUGGUGAAAGAGCUAGAUUUAUUUUUAAAAUAUCAUAGCUACAAGAUGCAAGAAGAAAUUCACAAAAAUGAAGCAAAUUGGAUAAACCAAAAUAGAAAAGAGGAAAGAGCCGCAUCCUGGGAAGGCGCCCCCAACAAUGAGGCAACCCACUUCGGUGACGGAGAAAGUCAAACCGGCAAGGCGCCGAGGUAUGACGGGGUACACACAAGUGAAGCAAUAGACCAAGGGGAGGAAAGCUCUGCCAAUAUUUCUACUUGCAAAAUAUUAGACUUAGCUGGAGGGACAGGAGAUAUAGCCUUUAGAAUAUUAGAACGAUAUAAGUACUAUUUGAAGAGGAUGAACAAGGGUGCAUAUUUCGAUGGUGAACAAGGGAAUCCCGAUUUAUUUUAUUCAAAGUUUACCCCCGAAGUAAUUGUGGCCGAUGUGAAUAGAGACAUGAUCGAAGUAGGAAUGAAACGAGCAAAGGAAAAGAAUUACCAAAGGAAUAUCAAAUGGAUAAUUGAGAACGCAGAGAAUUUAAAUUCCUUUGACGAUAAUUCAGUAGACAUAGUUACCCUCUCGUUUGGCAUUCGAAACUUUACCAACAUUCCGAAAUCGUUAAAAGAGAUUCAUCGUAUUUUAAAACCUGGAGGAAGAUUCUUAUGCUUAGAAUUUUGCAGAGUUAAUUGUUCUAUUUUGAAGCCCCUUUAUAAUGCCUAUUUAAUGAACUUCAUUCCUCUGCUUGGAAAAUUUGUAGCAAGUAGUGAAGAUUCUUACAAGUAUUUGGCCGAAAGUAUUCAAACCUUCUUAACUCCGGAUGAGUUGUCACAACUUAUGCACCAGAACUCUUUUCGAAACAUUUCCUACUCUACCAUGACCAUGGGUAUCGUCGCCAUUCAUUCUGCCUACAAGAUUAACUAA
This is a messenger RNA of Plasmodium knowlesi strain H, 1170 nucleotides long. RefSeq names its product 2-methoxy-6-polyprenyl-1,4-benzoquinol methylase, mitochondrial, putative. Lineage: Eukaryota; Apicomplexa; Aconoidasida; Haemosporida; Plasmodiidae. The coding region runs from base 1 to 1170 and encodes 389 amino acids. The transcript has 2 exons. Gene Ontology annotation, molecular function: methyltransferase activity. Gene Ontology annotation, biological process: ubiquinone biosynthetic process. The record is from RefSeq and is a predicted model, not a curated record.